Molecule: messenger RNA, 810 nt
Organism: Penicillium pulvis
Lineage: Eukaryota; Fungi; Ascomycota; Eurotiomycetes; Eurotiales; Aspergillaceae
Exons: 1
Coding region: 1-810 (269 amino acids)
Source: RefSeq, a predicted model, not a curated record
AUGGAUCGCGAUGAAACUCUCAAAGACAUUGAACGUUCAAUCUGUGGAGUCCAGGCCCAAGAGGUAUCACUCUUGGAAAAGGCGGAGCAGCAGAAGAUGGUGGGGGAGGUGAAACCAGGGCUUCGACAAAUGCUGGAAAGUUGUCAGCCUCUAAUCAAGGAUCUCUUACGACAGAAGAACCUAGUGGAAAAGAUGCCGAUCAUCCUCGGAAAGGUACUAGUAACGUCGGGCGCGUCGUUGCUUGGGAAUGCCCUAAUGGAUUGGGCGUUUGUUGAGGUUUCCAGUGAAAUCGAGAAGCAAUUUUUCCACCCGAAUGAAAUGUUCGAAAUCCCGGCCAAAAUCAGGCCACAUCUUUUCAAAGAGAUGCAACGUAACAUCACACUACCAGCUGGGUUUAAGCUCGAUACCCUUGGUUCCUUAGAAUCAGGGGAGUAUUGUGUCAAGAUCGGUCGUACCACCGAGGUUACAUCCGGAAUAUGUCACGGAGCCAGAGCACUUUGUAUUUGGGAGGAUAUUAUAGUGCGGUUCACCCACGAGGGUGAGGAAGUAUCAAUGAAGAACAAGCCGAGCCAAGAAUACCUCAUCAUCAAUAAGAAGCUGGACGCCAGGGAUUUCGAGGAGGAGUGUUUUGCUAAGAGUGGUGAUUCUGGUUCGUUCAUUUUGAACGAAAUGGGAGACUUGACAGGCAUAUUAUUUGGUGGUAUCAAGCGCCAGUGGGCUUUUGGGGGUAUCGCUAUGAGUAUGGCUGAUGUCAUUGUCUCGAUGAGGCUCAAGCUUGGAGCCUCGGUUUCUCUGUGGCUGCCACAGUAG